CAAAUGGUGGAAACACAUAACCACGAGACUUCUGCAUUGUUGUUCUCCAGUUUGCCAAAUCAACAGCGCUUGGCACCUCAAAUGAAAGCAGAAGUGUUCGAACUUAUGGACAUGAAAGCAAAUAAAAAGCUGAUCCAGUCCAAAAUCCACACUGAAACCGGUAAAAUGGUAACAUUAAGGGACUUAUCCAACAUACGCAAUACAGGUAUAUGAAACACAAAAUAUAUUACAUUAAAAAGUUUAUCUUGUUAAACCUCGUUAUUUUACAGAGAUAAAAAAUUGAGGAGUAAAAACUUUUGAGGAAACAGUGGAAGACGUAAAAAAGC
Myzus persicae (green peach aphid) is the source of this 326-nucleotide messenger RNA. RefSeq lists its product as uncharacterized. The record is from RefSeq and is a predicted model, not a curated record. Bases 4 to 213 code for a protein of 69 amino acids. The transcript has a single exon. NCBI's taxonomy places the organism in Eukaryota, Metazoa, Arthropoda, Insecta, Hemiptera, Aphididae.